Molecule: messenger RNA, 3191 nt
Organism: Jaculus jaculus (lesser Egyptian jerboa)
Lineage: Eukaryota; Metazoa; Chordata; Mammalia; Rodentia; Dipodidae
Gene: Stk38
Product: serine/threonine kinase 38
Exons: 14
Coding region: 97-1494 (465 amino acids)
Biological process (GO): intracellular signal transduction; peptidyl-serine phosphorylation
Molecular function (GO): protein serine/threonine kinase activity; ATP binding
Source: RefSeq, a predicted model, not a curated record
UCAGCCUGGGCCAGAGGGAGACCCUACCUCGGAAAACCAAACAAACAAAGCCGAGCUGGAGGAGAGGACCAAGUGCAUAGAGGAGUUGUUAAAGCCAUGGCCAUGACAGGCUCAACACCUUGCUCGUCCAUGAGUAAUCACACAAAGGAAAGGGUGACAAUGACCAAGGUGACAUUGGAGAAUUUUUAUAGUAACCUUAUUGCUCAACAUGAGGAACGAGAAAUGAGACAAAAGAAGUUAGAAAAAGUGAUGGAAGAAGAGGGUCUAAAAGAUGAAGAGAAACGCCUCCGGAGAUCAGCACAUGCUCGAAAGGAAACAGAGUUUCUUCGUUUGAAGAGAACAAGACUUGGACUGGAAGAUUUUGAGUCCUUAAAAGUCAUAGGCCGAGGAGCAUUUGGUGAGGUGCGACUUGUUCAGAAGAAAGACACAGGGCAUGUGUAUGCAAUGAAAAUCCUCCGUAAAGCAGAUAUGCUUGAAAAGGAGCAGGUUGGCCACAUCCGUGCGGAGCGUGACAUUCUAGUGGAGGCAGACAGUUUGUGGGUUGUGAAAAUGUUCUAUAGUUUUCAGGAUAAGCUAAACCUCUACCUAAUCAUGGAGUUCCUGCCUGGAGGAGACAUGAUGACCUUGUUGAUGAAAAAAGAUACUCUGACAGAAGAGGAGACUCAGUUUUAUAUAGCAGAAACAGUACUAGCCAUAGACUCUAUUCACCAACUUGGAUUCAUCCACAGAGACAUCAAACCAGACAACCUUCUCCUGGACAGCAAGGGCCACGUGAAACUGUCUGACUUUGGCCUUUGCACAGGCCUGAAAAAGGCACACAGGACAGAAUUUUACAGGAACCUGAACCACAGUCUCCCCAGCGACUUCACUUUCCAGAACAUGAAUUCCAAAAGGAAAGCAGAAACCUGGAAAAGAAACCGACGUCAGCUGGCCUUCUCCACUGUGGGCACUCCUGACUACAUCGCCCCCGAGGUGUUCCUGCAGACUGGGUACAACAAGCUCUGCGACUGGUGGUCUCUUGGGGUGAUCAUGUACGAGAUGCUCAUCGGCUACCCACCAUUCUGCUCAGAGACCCCUCAAGAGACGUAUAAGAAGGUGAUGAACUGGAAAGAAACUCUGACUUUUCCUCCAGAAGUUCCCAUCUCUGAGAAAGCCAAGGAUCUCAUUCUGAGAUUUUGCUGUGAAUGGGAACAUAGAAUCGGAGCCCCUGGAGUUGAGGAAAUAAAAAAUAACUCAUUUUUUGAAGGUGUUGACUGGGAACAUAUCAGAGAGAGACCUGCUGCGAUAUCUAUUGAGAUCAAGAGCAUUGACGAUACCUCAAACUUUGAUGAGUUUCCAGAAUCUGACAUUCUUAAGCCAACAGUGGCCACAGGCAGCCAUGCUGAGACCGACUACAAGAACAAGGACUGGGUGUUCAUCAACUACACGUACAAGCGCUUUGAGGGGCUCACCGCCAGGGGGGCGCUGCCUUCCUACAUGAAAGCUGCGAAGUAGGACCUGAGGAGCCGUGUUCUCUGUGCAGCACCGCAGUUCUCUCCCCUCUCCAGAGAGCUUCAGAGAAGUUCAUGGAACCAAUUCAUGCGUCACAGUAAAGUCUCCUGAAAUGUGACGGUGGAUUUGCUUCCAGAGCACAUCUGAAAACUGACAAGCACUUCUACAUUGGCCAUAAACAGUCGUCUUGCUUCUUUAAAAAGCAUUGUGAGCCAAUUUGAUAAAAAAUUUUUAAGAGGCAUUUGAAUCUUCCUAAAUUCAUCAGAAAGAAGGGGAAAAACAGCCAUCAUCCAACAUUAUUAAGACUGUAAUGUAUUCUCAGUGUCAGCCAAUUCCUGUGACGUGGUGACGUGCUACCUGCCAAGCCCACCAAGUAUUUCUUUUCUUUGUAUAACUAAAAGUUCUGGAGCACUGAAGAAGUAAAGCAAUAAUGAAAGCCUGUCUCUGCAGCCAACACUGCUGAAGGCGAGGUCCCCCAUCUUUGGUGCUGGUGUCUCCCCAUGCCUCGGUCUCGACAGCGGCCUCCCGUGGCCUGCGUUCACGGCGCUUCAUUUACGGCACGAGGACCUGAACCCACGCUUUUCUUCUCCCCCUACUCAAGCUGCUCUUCUGAGUGUUGAUGGGGGACACCAGCUUGAUCCAUUACUGCUCUGAUUAGGCCCACCAAACCCUUGGGCACUGGCAAGGAGUUCUGGAUCAUGUGGACAGCCCUCACUUCCUCCUCACGGCGCUGUCAGAACCCUGACAGAUGUUCCACCAGCAGUACUUGCAGAGACUGUUCUUUCCUGGGAACACAGCAAGGAGCCCAGGUGGACGCAGGAGUCUCGGUGCCCUUGCGGCUGAGGGCUGCCUUGCAAGAUCUCAGCUUCCUGAGAAGUUGGGGUGGAGGCAACCCAGGAGUGUCCAACCUGCUGGCGAGUCCUUGUAGCCCCCUCAUUCCUCUCCCUGUCCCUGGUGCGACUGUGUUUAUCUCGAUACUUCCCUCUCCCAACUUUGAAGUAGCCAAUUUGCCUUGCAAUCAUGAUUACAAAGUUUUCCUUUGCAGAUAGAUGCCUUUCUGGGGGAAACUGGGCCCCCACCCAAAAGGGUGCCUGCCACUUAGACUGACCCGGCCUCUCUGCUGUGGCAUUCUUUCAUGAGAAACUAAAUUUUAGCACAAAGUGCCUUCUCUGUUACAGCUGCUGCCACAUUUAGAGGACUUUUGCUGCAUCAGGAAAGAGUGGAGGUUUCAUAGCAAUGCACUAUUAGUUUUGGUUUUCAGUUAUGACAACUCUAGAAGCAUCACUUGCACCUGUGUGGUGACUGGAACUCGCUCCCUGCCAGUCCUGAAGCUGUGGUGGUCAGCUUUGUUUUAGCUUAGAAAAGAAAACUGGAAUAUCAGACUUACAGCUGUACGUGAGACUGCUUUGGGCUUUUACAUCUUAGACAAAGAAAAAUGAAUGUUAGGAAAUCUGAACUCCAAAUGAAGGUGAUAUUUUAGCCCUUAAUCUUUCAUUCAUGGCCUAAUAGUGGGAAGGGAAGUAAAAGAUUCUGUCGUGUGAUUUUGAGGUCUCUUUGUAUACCAAACAGUUGUUUUGGAAAGCAGUGUGUGAUAAGUAUGGGUAACGAGAAGUAACAGGAGUAGUGGUAGUCUGUGUGCUGGGAGUGGUUUGUUUGGGAAAAUGUUGAAUAACUUCAGAAUAAACUGUGAAAACAGUCAA